AGGUUGAGCAGAGCAAGAGCGCAUUUCCCUUCGCACGCGCAGCCGCAUUUGAAAUGACUGCCCACCUGGCCAUAUGGGAAGAUGUUUUGCACAAUGCGCAGCUCAUUCCGGAGGUAGCUGCAAUCGCUGUGGAUGCAGCAUUGCUUGAAGGAGUUCUGAUGAGGACCAAAGAGGAAUCCAAUUCAUCUGAUGUGGUGAAUUAUGCUCCCUUUACAUUGCUUCCAUCUGUAGUACCAAGCACCAUCUUUGAACAAGCCUAUGCUGUUCAACAAGAUUUUAACCUACUUGUGGAUACUAUUAGCCAGAACGCGGAAUUCCUGGAACGCACUCUUGCUAGCACCAUCAAAGUGGAUGACUUCACAGCUCAUCUCUUUAAAAUCUACAAGCAAGUUCUGAAAGAAGGGUUGGCUCAGUCAGUAUUCUUAGGAAUAAAUCGCUCCGAUUAUAUGAUUGACCGUGGCACUCCGGCACUGAAGCAAAUCGAAAUAAACACCAUUGCUGCCAGCUUCGGAGGCCUUACUUCAAGAACCACCGCUGUGCAUCGGCACAUAUUGAAUGUUUUGGGGAAGUCCAAGGAAGCUUUGAAGUUACUGGACAAUAAUCCAUGCAAAGGGAUUGCCUUGGGCAUUGCGAAAGCUUGGGAACUCUAUGGCUCAGCCAGGGCUGUGGUGGUGGUCCUGGUUGCAGACCCCCAAAGGAAUAUUUUUGACCAACGCUGCAUAGAAAAUGAGCUGUGGACCAGGAAUAUCCGGGUGAUCCGGAGACGGUUUGAAGAUGUGUUUGAAAAGGCAUCUUUAGAUAAUGACAGGAGACUGUACAUGGAAGGCCAAGAGGUUGCGGUGGUGUAUUACAGAGAAGGUUACAUGCCAGAGAACUAUAACAAACAGAACUGGGAGGCACGGUUGUUGAUUGAAAGGUCCAAAGCAGUUAAGUGUCCUGACAUUGCUACCCAACUUGCUGGGACCAAAAAAGUUCAGCAGGAGUUGAGCCAGCCAGGAGUCGUGGAGAGAUUACUGCCCAGCCAGGCUGAGGCGGUUGCUCGGAUAAGAGCGACGUUUACUGGCCUCUAUUCCCUGGAUAUGGGCGAAGAAGGUGCUAAGAUGGUUGCAAUGGCCAUUGCUGAUCCAGAACGAUAUGUGCUAAAGCCUCAGCGGGAAGGCGGAGGGAACAAUCUCUAUGGGGAAGAGCUCAAGCAACUUCUGGAGAAGAUUAAAGACAGCCCUGAGAGGGCCUCCUAUAUCCUAAUGGAUAGGAUCAGACCUCAGACGUCGAUGAAUUACUUGCUCCGGGCUCACAGUCCCCUGAAAAUAUCAGAAUGUGUCUCUGAGUUGGGGGUCUUUGGUGUCUACGUCAGGCACGGGAAGGACAUGGUGGUGAAUAAGCACGUUGGUCACCUCUUGCGAACCAAGGCAGUUGAGCAUGCAGAUGGCGGGGUGGCAGCUGGGGUGGCUGUGCUGGAUACUCCCUAUGUGAUAUGAAGAGGAUACCUCCCACAUCUGUUGCCCUAACUGCUACCAGAAGAGCUGUGAUUUCCUUUAGGGUUUGAUUACUUCAGUGUCUUGAUAAAUGUCUUUAAUCAGGACCACAGGGACAUUCCCUCUCCAGGCCCAGUGAUCACGAGGAGGGCAUGUGCAAUCAUACUUGUACCAAAUACUUUUAUGCUACUCCCUCCCUCCCCCUUCUUAUCUUUCCUUUUUAAUUCUUCCCUCAAAGUCUUGGGUUCUCAUCUGAUCUUUUUGCCUUAUUGAUAACUUCACACAAGCUAAUCCACAGACCCACUGUAGGAUUUGCCAUCUAACAUGACACAAAACUCUGAGUUAGGGAACCCCCUUACCUUUUCCUUCAAAUCCCCACAGCGUUUGAUGAGGAAUAGAGCUGCUGCGUAACAAGUAAAGGCAGGCCAUAGGAGUUUAAAAAAGAAUGUGUGGAAAGGUGGACUGGAAUACGUAAGUCUACGGUAGGGACAGUAGCCUGAAAGAAGAAGAAUAAAAGUAAGAAGUGUAGAAUAUUGAAAACUAUUGCCAUGGCUGUGAGAUGGCUAAGACAACAUGCCACAACAUUGAUGGGACAAGUAACAGCACCAAAACGAGAAGAAGUAACUCAAGCUGUCGAGCACUGGAACACCCAGGCCCUGCUGCCAGGGCAUCAGGCAAUUCAGAUGCAUGAUAUGCUUGAGCAAAUGAAACAGGAAACUAAGAAUCUGGGAACUGCAAUAGAAAAUCUGCAAAAAAGUGCCAUCUCCCAG
Messenger RNA from Emys orbicularis (European pond turtle), 2245 nucleotides. It is a transcript of the gene GSS, whose product is annotated as glutathione synthetase. The coding region runs from base 54 to 1478 and encodes 474 amino acids. Gene Ontology annotation, molecular function: glutathione synthase activity; glutathione binding; ATP binding. The transcript is spliced from 13 exons. Lineage: Eukaryota; Metazoa; Chordata; Testudines; Emydidae. The record is from RefSeq and is a predicted model, not a curated record. Gene Ontology annotation, cellular component: cytosol. Gene Ontology annotation, biological process: glutathione biosynthetic process.